This is a messenger RNA of Penicillium cosmopolitanum, 1605 nucleotides long. RefSeq names its product glycosylphosphatidylinositol-alpha 1,2 mannosyltransferase smp3 (gene smp3). Gene Ontology annotation, biological process: GPI anchor biosynthetic process. Gene Ontology annotation, molecular function: alpha-1,2-mannosyltransferase activity. NCBI's taxonomy places the organism in Eukaryota, Fungi, Ascomycota, Eurotiomycetes, Eurotiales, Aspergillaceae. The transcript is spliced from 5 exons. The record is from RefSeq and is a predicted model, not a curated record. The coding region runs from base 1 to 1605 and encodes 534 amino acids. Gene Ontology annotation, cellular component: endoplasmic reticulum membrane.
AUGAAUCAUGUGGAGACGAACCUACCUGCUCUUACUGCUCAUCCGUGUUUACUUCGCCCUGUCGCCAAGCUACAUCCACCCCAUGAGCAUUUCCAGGGUCCAGAGGUCUUUGCAGGCCGCGUCCUAGCAUAUCCCUCGCAGUUACCAUGGGAAUUCACCAGUUCCCUCCCCAUCCGCAGCGUCUUCCCGCUAUGGCCCAUUUACGAGGUGCCCAUGAGCCUACUCAAAUGGUUCUACUCGGAGAUCGGAUCGGGGAGCCCUCCGCCACAGUUGGUCUAUUAUGCGCUGCGCGCCGGAAUGUUCCUGCUCAGUUUUGUGCUGGAAGACUGGGCGAUCUAUGAGUUGGUACCUUCGCCGCGUCACCGGCGCGCGACGGUCGUGCUGGUUGCCUCAUCAUAUGUCACCUGGACAUAUCAGACGCACACCUUCUCCAACUCCCUCGAGACUCUGUUGGUAGCCUGGGGGCUGGUUCUGAUUCGGCGCAUCGUCGAGAAUAAGCAACGCUCCUCCUACUUCUCCUACGCCGUCUUCUCCUUCAUCGCGGUGGUCGGUGUCUUCAACCGUAUCACUUUCCCAGCUUUCCUCCUAUUCCCAGGUCUCCAAUUACUGCCAUACUUCCAACGCAAGCCCGCAUCACUAGCAGCAAUUAUCGGCUUCGGACUCCUCUUCUCCUUGACAGCAAUCUACAUAGACACAAGCUUCUACCGACCCACCGCAUCCAUCCUCUCCAUCAUCCGCGACCCCAUAAUAACACCACUAAACAACAUCCUCUACAACACCGACAAGAGCAACCUCGCAAUCCAUGGCCUCCACCCACACCACCAACACUUCCUCGCAAACUUAACCCAGCUCCUUGGCCCAGCAUACAUAGUCAUGAUCCUCUCCCUCUUCAGCCGACCAAUCGUCCCCUUCGCAAUGCGAAACGCCCGCGCUCUCUCAGCCGUCAGCGCAACAUUCAUCCUCUCAAUCUUCCCUCACCAAGAGCCACGCUUCCUCCUCCCCUGCGUACCUUUACUCCUAAGCUGCGUGCGCAUGCACCGCAACCGCCUAUUCCCUCGCAACAUGGAUUAUCUUCAACGCAGCCAUGGGCUUUCUAAUGGGUGUUUACCACCAAGGCGGAAUCGUUCCGGCCCAGGUAUUAAAUCUGCGCCCGAUGCUACGGUCUUUUGGUGGAAAACUUACUCCCCGCCGCUGUGGCUUCUGGGCGCGGAGGAAGAAGAAAUACAUGCAAAUGCGGAUGCAAGCUCAUACGCAAGCGCAGAUACAGCGCUAAACAAAACAAUCUCAAUCUCAACAUUCGACUUAAUGGGCAUCCCAGGGUCCGAAAUGAUAACCCGUCUCGACUCAUCAGUCCCAUCGUGUGGAUCUUCUUCCCCGGUUUAUCUGGUUGCGCCUAUAUCAGCCACAUUCCUCGACAGCUACAUCCCAGACUCGACCGAAACCGAACGGGCCGCGAAUCUCCAACUCUACCGCCUCUGGUCAUACCGUCAACACCUUAAUCUUGACGAUAUGGAUUUCGGUGAGGACGGGGUUAAAGAUACGCUUGCGAGGAUUGUUGGGAGGAGGGGGUUGGGUGUUUGGUCUGUUAGAAGGAGGUGUAAAUAA